CGCGAUACCAAGAUGGCGCUUGAAGUAGAGUCUGCCGAGUAAGUGCACUUUAAUGUUGUUAUUUGUGCAUGUAAAGGACUGAUGCUCCAACCAAUACCUCUGAUCAAAUUACUAAUUGAUAAUAUUUCCAAGGUUAUCGCUUUAUUUUUCGAGAGAGCUAAAUUAUUGGAAAAAUUAUCCAAGAAGUAACCACGUGUAGGGACAGAAAUUAGGCGACGCCGAUUAUGAAAGUCAGUGCAGACGAGCGGGCAAUUGUUUUGAUGGCGUAGGGUGAUAGAAUAUUCCUUUCAUGAUGGGAACUACGAUAACCGUUUGGUUUGAUCUGCAGUCAGGAAAAUAGCGGCGAAAUAAAUUUGUUUUAGGAACGAUCGUCUUGUAUGCUCUCUAUUCAAGCAGCUCUACUGCGUUGGCUGUACUUGUUGUUGUUGUUAGGUAGCUUUUUCGAUAAUGGUACUAGGACGGAGAGGAGUUCAAUUCGGUCUGUAAUCAUUCGAGUGAUCAACAAAAGCGGACGACCGCGAAGCAGGAGUCCUUUUUGUUAAUUAUGAGUAUGAUUACAUACAGAAUUGUACGACACGAAGUCCAGUUGCCAAUUAAUCAAAACUAUGACAAAAUUUUAAAAAGAAAGAAGACAUCUGUUAUAAGUUUUCAUAAAAAACAGCAGUUAACUCUGCAAAAUACACAACAACAGUGCAUGCACAUGAUGAGUACUGUCCAUUUACCCAAGCAUGAUUGCAUCAACUGUCCUACCAAUGAUAAAAUCAGGCUGGUGAUAACCAAUCAAGUUUGAGAAUUUUGUUAUAAUUUUGAUUAGUUUUAGAAAAAAAUAGUUGAGGAAUUUCAUGUACCUGAUCAAGCACCUGAUCACUUUACUUAGUAACCAUGGACAAUUGAUUAAAACAAAGGUACGAUAUAACAUGAUAAGAAACAACAACUCUCAGUGGAAAAUCAGACUGCAUCUACGAGAGCAGGCAAGGAUAAAAACCUGAGUAAACUAAGAAACAAAUCCAGCAAGCUCUCAGAGCAGGGCACAGAUUGAAUCAAGGACCUGAUGAUGUCAAUUUGUUUAACUAGCAGUGUCUAAUCAAUUCACAGUUUGGUAAUAUUAUGACUUGAUUUAAAUUUCAGUGUGAUCCGACUGAUCCAACAAUUUCUUAAAGAAAACAGUUUACCAAGAACCCUGGCAACUUUGCAGGUACAUUGAGAGUAAUAAUAACUGCUGUAAGAAAAGCAACUUAAAGAAGAUAUUAGAGAAUUUCCUUCUGUGUGCGUCAGGAGUUGUUUGCUUCCCAUACGCAGAUGUGAGAAUUGGAAUCCCUGUGGUUUCCAUUGUUGUGUUGUUAGCAGUAUGGAACACUUAGUUUGUUAUGUUUCCUGCAGGAAGAAACUGGAAUUACCUUGAAUACUGUUGACAGUGUAGAGAGUUUUGUAGGGGAAAUAAACAAUGGCCAUUGGGAUACAGUCCUUCAGGCAAUUCAGCCGCUCAAGCUACCUGACAAGAAACUUAUUGACUUGUAUGAACAGGUAGGGGAGACCUUUCUACAUUGCUCACAUUUAUUGAAGCAAAAUCUAAAAGCUGUUUGUCAUCAUGGCAGCACAUUUCUCCUCUUUCUCUUUGUUUGUAGUGUCCUUAACAUUUGAAAUUGUGUUAUAAUUGUGAUGUAGAUUGUUUUGGAGCUCAUUGAGUUGCGUGAACUGGGAGCUGCAAGGUCAUUGCUGCGCCAAACAGAUCCCAUGAUCAUGUUGAAGCAACAACAGCCUGAUCGAUAUCUUCAUCUCGAAAACAUGUUGGCUCGUUCUUAUUUUGAUCCUAGAGAGGUAGGCCAUUGAUGGUUUAAAAUAAGGAACAGAUAUGAAAUUUCAUGAACCAUUUAUUAGUUAGUGAGUGUGAACGUGGGAGCCUUUUGAUGGCAGAAUAGAUAAGAUUGGACAAAUAUAGAAAUGAUCCUUGCAGUUAUGAACACUACUGAACUAGUAGUUGAAAUAAGGCCUGAAAAAAAUUCAGGCCCAUACAGGAUUUGAACCCAUGACCUCUACAAUACCAGUGAAGCGCUCUACCAACUGAGCUAACAAGCCAACUGGGAGCUGGUCAUUAUUUUGGAUCCAAAUAAACCUUCAAAGUGGUGAAAUAGUCAGAUAAGAUUAGAUUGGGCCAUUCUUGCUCUUGCUGGGGUGCACAGGGUCUCCACCAUGGCUCUCAGUUUUUUUGGCAGUUCCCUUUGCCUCCCUCCAAGUGAAGAUGGCACAAUGCUGCAAAUGUUAUUUUCAACUAUUUUCCAAUUCACUUUUUAGGCAUACCCAGAAGGUGGUAGUAAAGAGCGAAGGAGAGCUGCAAUAGCACAAGGUAUUUAUGUCUUUAAACUAAGUAUUAAUUGUCUUUGUUUUGAUGGGAACCAUGGUUUUUCUUUACUAAGUUGCCUCCUGUAAAGAGCAAAAAUUUCAUAGAAGGCUUUUUUACAUACACAAUUUUUAAAAUUUAGUUUCAUCAGCUGAGUUGAGUGAAAUAAUCGGCCAUGGUAUCGAGUUUCUAAAUCUGAUGUUUUAGGGUUUAGCUCUUUGCCAGAGAAAAUGCGAAUAAAUUGCGUUCAGCAUUGUUUUGGUUUGGAAUUCUGUGCUGUGUUGAGAAUUACUAUUUCACCAUUUUCCAGCCUUGUCAGGUGAGGUGUCAGUUGUGCCACCAUCUCGUUUGUUGGCACUGCUUAGUCAAGCACUCAAAUGGCAGCAGUAUCAAGGUCUUCUUCCACCAGGAACUACUAUUGAUGUUUUUCGUGGAAAAGCUGCUGUGAAAGAUGAAGAGGAGGAAAAGUAUCCCACUCAAAUGAACAGAACCAUCAAGGUAUGCAAUGAAUACUUUUAUGUUUUCUGUUCACAUUUAAACCUUUGGUUGUGAGUACAAUAGCCAAACAAGCUUAAGAUAUUGUGUUGAGUUAUGAGCUGAACAAGAAAAUUGCACCAUAUUUUUAAUGAGUAUAAGUGUGCUUCUUUUCUCCUCAGUUUGGGGCCAAAUCACACCCUGAGUGUGUCAAGUUUUCUCCUGAUGGGCAGUACUUGGUGACUGGGAGUGUGGAUGGUUUUAUUGAGGUGUGGAACUUUACAACAGGAAAGAUCAGAAAGGAUCUCAAGUACCAAGCUCAAGAUAACUUCAUGAUGAUGGACGACUCUGUUUUGUGUUUAUCCUUCAGUCGAGAUAGUGAAAUGUUAGCAUCUGGAGGGCAAGAUGGAAAGCUUAAAGUAUGAUUUUACUUUGUUUUUGUUAGAUUGUGGUUUUGAAUGUGAUUUGUAAUGAGGGGGGGAUGGAGGUUUAGAUGUCCUAAAUUUUACAAUAGAAUCUUGACGACUUGAAAUGAGAAAUAUUUGAAGAUGACAGGGAGUUUGAGUUGGUUAAUAAAGGAUGAUUAGCAAUGCAUUUGAAAGGAGGUGGAGUUUGCAAGAAGUUUGCUUAACCCUUUAACCCCUAAAAGUGACCAGCAUCUAAUUUCUCCUUACAAUAUCACCACUGAAUCACACAUUAAUGUCAUGAGAAUAAAGGAAAUGAUCACCAGCUUAAGAAUCUCUUAAUUUUUGCACAAAUUCUCCUUGUCAGAACCUUAGUAAAUGUACAGAGAACAGUAUGGAGAAUAUGUAUACUGAUGUUAGGGUGUAAAGGGUUAAGUGAACCCAGUUAUUGAUAGGGAGGUUCCAUUUAUCUUAAGGUUGUUUCCUUUCUGCUCUCAGGUUUUGUUCUUUACAUCUGAUUGUUCUCCUUUCUUGUUUUACUCUGUUUCUUUGUCCUGUAGUAUUUUUCUCUCCAUCCUAAAUCAUUUCUUUUACCUCUGUCGGUGUAAUUAAUUUUCAGAUUGUAUUUCCAGGUGUGGAAGUUACAAACUGGUCAGUGCCUGCGACGUUUUGAAAAGGCUCAUGCUAAAGGAGUCACUUGUGUAACAUUUUCUCGUGAUGCAAGUCAGCUGCUGAGUGGUUCUUUUGAUAUGACAAUAAGGUGCGUAUACAAACACAUGAUGCUUGUUCCAUGAGACAGUUUGAGGUAAACUAAACUUCUGGUAAUGUUGCUUGGUUAUGCUCAGUGAUUGGUACUGGAAACUCUUGCGUUACCCUCUCCACCAAUCAAUUGGAAAAUUUAAACCAAUCGUAGCUUGGUCUUUCACAUUUUCCUACACUUAAUGAUCAUUACUUGUAAUGAGUUUGUGUUCUCAUUGACCCCUGUAUUGAUCUUUGUUCUGAUUGUUGCCCGUGAUUACUUUGGCUUUGGGACACUCAUUUGAAAUGCAGUAUGUGGGGAACAUGCCCUAGUACUUUCCUUUAUGGACACACUAUAUACCACUAUAUACAUAUAGGCAUACACUUACAUGGAACUAUUUCAAAAAUUAAAACGAUAUACAAUGUACCUGUUGUAUAUGCAGCCUUCCUGGUGAAGAGUGUGCUGAAAACAAGACACAUUAGAUAAAAUCCGAGAGUUUGUAGCUGUCCUUAAAAGAGAGCAUUUAAUGUGGUGGACAUUUUAUUAGAACUGUUUUAAAUUUUUUCUGUACUUUCCUAAGUAAUCAGGCCUUUAUGUGUAAUGGAUUAAAAUAGGUGCAGUUUUAAUACUAGCUCUACUAUUAUCAUUUUCCAAACCUUGACUCAUUUUUGCUAUGUAACCUCUUUGCAGAAUGCAUGGGUUAAAAUCUGGCAAGACUUUAAAGGAAUUUCGUGGACAUACAUCGUUUGUAAAUGACGCUAUUUUUACAACAGAUGCCCACAACAUCAUCAGUGCCAGUAGCGAUGGAACUGUUAAGGUACCCAAGUGUAAUCAUGAAUCAACAUUAAAGCUCUCUCUAUGAACAAAGGGAUUUUAGAAUGCAGUCAACAGACUCCAUGGAAAUAGAAACAGAUAUUUUUUUUUUAUGCAUGAGAAAUUGUCUGCUUGCAGAGUAGGCACAGAAGUGAAACUCAUCUUUGUACCUUAAACAAUCAAAUAUGAAGUUAAAGGGUGUUUAAGAUGUAAUUGUUCAUUUUUCAUUGCACUCACGUUAGCUCUCUAUAAUGCCUGAUUUUAUAGUUGUUCCAUUUUAUUCUUUUGUUCAGCUUUGGAAUAUUAAAACAACCGAGUGUCUUCACACGUUCAAGCCAUCAGUAGGGAGUGUUGCCACUGAUAUCACAGUAAACUCUGUGCAUGUGAUGCCAAGGAAUCCUGAACAGUUUGUGGUGUGCAACAGAACAAGCACUGUACUGGUUAUGAACAUGCAAGGACAGGUAGGAUUCAUGACACAUGUUUGUCUGACAACCAAUCUAAAAUGUUAAAUCUACUACACACUUAACACUUUUGAUUAGAUUUCGAUCCUAUUGCUGAUGAUUCAAGCAAUAUAUAGGACCCUUGUUGCAGAUGUAUCUUUCAUAUGGGUCAGUUCACGAUGGAGUUACUUACCACUCUGCUGGGGUUAGCAUUAGACCUUGAAGGUCCGAGUUGUGAUCAGCAUGCGAGCAGGUUCUCAUCAUCAGUGCUACGGAACACAAGUUUCUCCAUCCACGGAAAGAUAUGAGAUGAGUAGGGGAGAGGUUUGCCAGGGGUCUGGCACUAACAAUGAAUCGGUCCUAAACCUGUCUCAGACCUCUCGCUGGCUCAUAUUGCUCAAGGGUCUGGCAAUGUGACCUCUUGCUGGUUCUUGUUGCCUAAGGCCUCAUACUUUCAUGUGUGUGAAGGAAUGUUCAUGCUGAAACACAAAUGAUUGGGACCUGUUCAAAGGCGAGGGUUUGAUUCCAUAUGAGUACUCAGAUUUUGUUUUGUCCCAUGCUCAUGAAAAAUUAUGAUCUUUUUUUUUGUCUCUUAAUCAAGAAAUUUCCUGUUCUUCUAGGCUGAUUGGGAGCUGUUGUGAACUACUAAGUUAGCCACACUUUAGUCUGUGAGAAUUCAACUUCAUUAAAUCUAAGAUAAAUACAAUUUUCCAUUUCCUGAUGGUACUGAAAUUUUUGUUUUCCUCCAGAUCGUGCGUAGUUUCACCAGUGGUAAAAGAGACGGUGGUGACUUUGUGUGUUGCACCCUCUCCCCCAGGGGAGAAUGGAUAUACUGUGUAGGGGAGGAUAUGGUCAUGUACUGUUUUAGUGCCUCUACAGGAAAACUAGAGCAGUCUUUACAGGUAUGUGGUGUCAUUUUAUUGAGUGGUAGGUUUUUGCCUUAUUUUUUUUGCAUGAAGAAAACAAAGAAUUGUAAUUGUUCAUUUUUCAUACCCUUGAAAUUGGCAAUGUUUGAGUAUAUUCAAACCCCAUUGUCGAAAAGGCUGUUUUCUUUGGGUUGGUAUUCUGCACAGUUAUAAAUAAUCCCCAUUCAUUAAAAGAGGCACCCAAUUCAAACCUCUAUCUUUAUAGAUUUCUCAAAAAUAGCCUACACAGAAAAAUCUGUUCAUUUGGAAUCUUUGUUAAUCUCCGUCAUCUUAAACCAUUCACAUUUAUUUUUUUUUGUUUUGUUUAUUAAUUCCAUUUGGCUUUUCAUCUGUUACCAAACCAAUAUUUUGUGUUUCUAUUGCAUUGGAGGCAGUUGUAUCUGUUGCAUAAAAAGGUAACUUGAAUCACCUUGAUGCUGAAUGGAAGAAUUUGCCAACUCAUGUGAGGUUUGGACAACUCCUACAUUGGACAUCAAAUUUUUUCUUUUCUAUAUUUCAGGUUCAUGACAAGGAUGUGAUAGGUGUUGAACAUCACCCUCACAACAAUCUGAUCUCCACCUACAGUGAAGACGGACAAUUAAAACUAUGGCAACCAUGAGAAAUACAUGAAAAAACCUGCGUGUUGCUCAGACAUAGAUUCGCCCUCUAAACUUACUGCUAACUAAGAAAAAAAGAACUCAAAAUAAAACAUCUAAGCCAUGGAAGGAUUUGCAAACUUGUUCAUCAGUUUUUUAGGACUUGAAAUAGAUGGAGGGCACUUUAUUAAAAAACUUUUCAUUGAAUCUUGAAAUGAAACUGUUCAAUUUAACCAGGCCUAGCUUGUACUCUACUUUUAGUUUUAUUUGUGCCUCAGUGAACUUGACUUUGUGUAUAGAACUUGCAGGUUUUUUUUUCUUCUUCAAGAAUUAGAGCCUGGAUCAUUCUAACUUGUAUAAAUAAAUUUAUCAAAGGUAUGUUGUUCUGGUAUCCAUCUUGAAUAAUCUUUGUGAAAUUUCAGUUAAUCAUGAUAAUUGAUAACAAAAACCCCAAAAGUAAUAAGCAAGCAAAUUCACCAUGCAGAUGUCAAUACAUUCCCUAGCUAGCAGGGGUUGAGAAUCAGUCUGAAGGUGGUAUCCUGAUAUGAUACUGAAUUCUCUCACUAACUUACAAGAAAAAUUAUCGCGGUUAAUCGCCAACUGAAUCUUUUGAACUUGAGGGUUAAGAAGAAUGUUUGGUGUUGUCACUGGCAAUUUGAAGCAUGGCGUGCAUUCAGUUAGCAACACAUUGAGAAUUUUUGCAAGGGAAGAAUUAAAUAGAGAUAUUAAUCUCCAUGCCAAAAUCCAAAUCUAAAGAUUUGACUAUUUAAAUAAUUUCAAGAAUUGGCACU
Molecule: messenger RNA, 7500 nt
Organism: Pocillopora meandrina
Lineage: Eukaryota; Metazoa; Cnidaria; Anthozoa; Scleractinia; Pocilloporidae
Source: the annotation of a GenBank genome assembly